Molecule: messenger RNA, 3518 nt
Organism: Paramecium pentaurelia
Lineage: Eukaryota; Ciliophora; Oligohymenophorea; Peniculida; Parameciidae
Source: the annotation of a GenBank genome assembly
AUGAUUAUUCAACCCAACAACUUUCAUAGUCUCAGAACUAAAUAUUAGCCUGAAUUACCACAAUUAUUGUAAUUAGAAGAGUUGGACACUAAAACAGAGACAAUAUAGGUGAAUGCUCAAAUUCGAGAAGUAUAUUUCGAUUAUCAUUCUUUUUAAAGAUGUUUCCAUUUUUAUGUAAAGAAGAAGUAAAGGCAGUCACAUUUUAAGCUGCAAAUGCUAAUGAAAAUACAAUUAGAGCACCUUUAAGAAUUGGUAAGAUUUUAGUUUCGAAUUUUAAGGUUGUGUACUUUCUGGAGGGUAAGCAGCAGGUGGUCAUAAUGUUAUAGUGGGGAUUUAUGAAUAAAUAAAGAGAAGACAUCCAAAUAGUUAAUUGUUUGGAUUUUUGAAGGGACCAAUUGGUAUUUACUCAGGUAAGUAUGAGGAAUUGAAAGAUGAUACUAUCAAUUAUUUCAAGAAUAGAGGAGGUUUCGAUAUGAUUCAAAGUGGAAGACAUAAAAUAGAAACAGAAGAACAAUUCAAGAAAUCUUUAUAAUAUUGUUAAUCUUUAAAAUUAGAUGGUUUAGUAGUUAUUGGAGGAGAUGAUUCAAAUACUAAUGCUUGUUUAUUAGCAGAGUAUUUUUUAAAGAAUAAUUGUUAAACAAGUGUAGUUGGUUGUCCAAAGACAAUUGAUGGAGAUCUAAAGAAUGAAUUUGUUGAGGUAAGUUUUGGAUUUGAUACAGCAUGUAAAACAUAUAGUGAACUUAUUGGUAAUAUUAUGUUGGAUACAGUAUCUUCUAAAAAAUAUUAUCAUUUUAUUCGUUUAAUGGGUAGAUCUGCAUCUCAUAUUGCUUUGGAAUGUGCAUUAUUGACAAGACCAACUUGGGCUUAUAUUGGUGAAGAAGUGGAGAAGAAUAAGACUUCAUUGAUUUAAAUAGUAACUUAAUUAAGUGAUUUGAUUGAGAAAAGAUACAAAUAAAAUAAGAAUCAUGGAGUAAUUUUAGUACCAGAAGGAUUGAUUGAAUUUAUUGAUGAAGUAAAAAUAUUAAUUAAAGAAAUUAAUACAAUUUUGGCAGCAAAUAAAUGGGAAUCAGAUUAAGUAUUUAAUAAUAUCUUAACUAAAUUGACACCUGAAUCAUCAAAAUUAUUAUAAUUUUUACCUAGAAGUAUUAGUGAUUAAUUAUUACUUGAUCGUGAUCCACAUGGUAAUGUUCAAGUGGCUAAAAUUGAAACUGAAAAAUUAUUGAUUGAAAUGGUUAAAGCUGAAUUAUAACGUAGAAAAUAUGCAGGUAAAUUCUCUGCUAUUAGUCAUUAUUAUGGAUAUGAAGGUAGAUGUGCUUUUCCUACUAAAUUUGAUUGUGAUUAUUGUUAUAGUUUGGGUGUUAAUGCAGCUAUCUUAAUUGAAAAUAAAUUCACUGGAGUUAUGAGUUGUAUUCGUGAUUUACAUAAAAAUCCAUCUGAAUGGAAUGCUGCUGGUUUCCCAUUAGUAACUAUGAUGGAUGUUGAAACUAGAAAAGGAAAAUCUGUUCCUGUCAUUAAAAAAGCAUUAGUUGAUCUUGAUGGACCUUUAUUUAAAUUCUAUUAAUAAAAUAGAGAUAAAUGGGCAUUUCAUGAUUAUUAUCAUCCUGUUGGACCAAUCUAAUUUGAAGGAGAUUAAGUUCCUCCUUUCCUUAUUAAUGGAAAAGGAUUUGAAUUUGAAGAAGUAGAUAAUAAAAUAUAUGAAUAAAAACCAUAUGAAGAAAUGCAUCUUAGAAAUUUAUCAAAAUUAGGAUUAGAAAGAACCAAUACUCCUUUGGCUCUACCUAAACAUUUAAAUCUUAAAUUAAGUCUUAAGGUUAUACAUCAUAACUAUAAUGAUAAUGUAAUGAAAGCAAUUGAAAAGAAUUUUCCUUCUCUUAUGGCCAAAAGUAUAAAUGCAUUUCAAUUUGUUCAUGAUGAUGCUCAUGAAACUCAUAAUAAACCAUUAAGAAUUGCCAUAACAUUGAAUGGUCGAUAAUCUCCAGGAGCUAAUUGUAUUAUUAGAGGAUUAUUGGCAUUAUGUGAAUAAAGUGGAUCUACAUUAUAUGGAUUCAUUGGAGGUACUUAAGGUCUUUUCAAAUAAGAAUAUAUUGAAAUCAAUUAAAAUAGUUUGUAAUACUACAUUAACUAAGGUGGAUAUCAUUAUUUAGGUCGUACUGCUGAUAAAAUGAGAUCAGUAUAAGAAUUAUAAUAAGUUAAAGAAACUUGUAAUAGUCUAUCUUUAGAUGGAUUAGUUGUUGUAGGUGCUUCACACACUCUUACAGAUUGUAUAAUUGUUGCCAAUUAUUUACUUUAAGAGAAUGUUAAGACUAGAGUUAUUGGAGUUCCAUGCACAGUUGAUAAUAAUAUUGGUCAUCCAUUUUUAGAAGGUAUUGUUGGUUUUGAUACUGCAUCCAAGACCUAUUCUUAAAUGAUUGGUAAUAUUAUGAUAGAUGCAGCCAGUGCUGUUAAAUAUUGGUAUUUUAUAAGAUUAAUGGGAAGAGAUCCUUCACAUCUUGUUUUGGAAUGUGCACUUUAAACUCAUCCAAAUGUUGUACUUAUUAGUGAAGAUAUAAAAGAAAGAGGACUUACAUUAUAAGAAGUAGUAUCAGAAAUUGCAGAUGUGGUUGUACUUAGAUCAUAAAAAAAUAAAGAGUUUGGUACUGUACUUGUACCUGAAGGUUUAUUAGCCCAUAUUGGAUAAUUUAAAUAAUUAAUUACAGAAUUGGAUAAGCAUUUUACAACCAAUAAAUAAGAGAUAAUGAAUAAUUUAACUCCUUGGUCAGCAGCUCUAUUUUAAUCACUUCCUGAUUUCACUCAAUAAUAAUUACUAAUGGAAAGAGAAGUUCAUGGAGGUAUUUAAUUAUCAUAAAUUGAAACUGAAAGAUUAUUAGCACAUUUAGUUGCUGAGGAACUUAAAGUUAGAAAAGCUGAAUCAAAAUACAAGGGUUCAUUUUCACCUAUUUGUCAUUUCUUUGGAUAUCAAGGUAGAUGUGCAUUUCCAACAAGAUUUGAUGCAAAAUUAGGAGAAGUCUAUGGUUAUUUAGCAGGUUUGAGUAUCUAAAGAGGAUUAACUGGUUAUUGUGUUUCAGCUAGAGGAAUUGCAGGCCCAAUUGAAAGAUGGCAUUUUAAUGUUAUUCCUUUAUUAGGAAUGAUAUCUAUAAAAUAAAAGAGUGCUUAUGGAGAAGCAUAACCUGUUAUUGCUAGUUAUGAAGUAGAUUUAAAAUAGGUAAUUAGAAUAAUUUAAUUUAAUUUAGUCGCUCUUUAAAUACUUUAGUCAGAUUUCUAAAAAUUGGUAUUUGAAAGAUCAUUAUGAGAAUCCAGGUCCAAUCUAAUUUUAUGGACCUAUGGCUCGUAGACCUACUUUAACUGUAGAACUGAGUUAUAAAUGUUAUGUGGAUUAAAUUGAAGAGAUAGAGCGUUUAGUGGAAGUGAUAUCUGAAUAAUGUAGAUUUGAAACCAGAGCUGAUUUGCUUGAUUUAGCUAUUGCUUAAUUAAAAGCUUUGGCUAGAACAAUCGAAGUAGUCAAAGAGGCAAAACAGUGA